Ostertagia ostertagi is the source of this 276-nucleotide messenger RNA. Lineage: Eukaryota; Metazoa; Nematoda; Chromadorea; Rhabditida; Trichostrongylidae. The record is from the annotation of a GenBank genome assembly.
AUGUUCAGUAAGAAGCCCAUAAACGAAUUACACGAGACAUUGAAACAACUAGGAGUCAACUAUUUCGUCUUCCAACUGAUGAACUGCGCACCGGACUUGGAAAGGCCCUACUGUGCGUACAGAGGUAUGUGGGAUGAAGAAGAUCCCGAGAAUAUCGACCGUGUUUCCAAUUGCGAUUUGUUCGACGAAGCAGCGAGACAACACAAGCACAACCGGAUUUUACCCUUCAAAAUUGCUUACUUCCGCAAUAAUAACUACUUGGUGCUGAAGGUCUGA